This is a messenger RNA of Aegilops tauschii subsp. strangulata, 835 nucleotides long. Lineage: Eukaryota; Viridiplantae; Streptophyta; Magnoliopsida; Poales; Poaceae. The record is from RefSeq and is a predicted model, not a curated record.
CAUGUGCAGAAUCUCUGUAACAUUUGUGAACAAGGAUGGCACUGAGAAAACGAUACGUGUUCCUGUCGGAAUGUCCAUGUUAGAAGCUGCUCAUGAAAAUGACAUAGAACUUGAAGGAGCAUGUGAAGGGUCGCUCGCAUGUUCCACUUGUCAUGUCAUAGUUAUGGAUGUAAAGGACUAUAACAAGCUAGAGGAUCCAACAGAUGAGGAAAAUGAUAUGCUUGACCUUGCAUUUGGGCUGACAGAAACGUCCCGUCUUGGCUGCCAAGUAAUAGCGAAGCCCGAACUCCGACAAGAAGCUGCGUACGAGGUCGAGGUCUAGGUCCAAAUCACGACCAAUUGAAGAGGUCGUACCAGGUGACGGGAUCCGGGACGUUGCUCAAAAGAAGAAGGCCAUCAAGAAAUCGAGGGACUCUGUCAAGAACAGGAACAAGGAGGCUCGCCGUGGAGAGGCGGAUCGCGUCAUCCCCACCUUGAAACCGAAGCAUCUCUUCUCUGGAAAACGAGGAGUUGGAAAGACCCAGAGGCGAUAAACCAGUCAAUGUGGACGUUGCUGCUUGCAAUCACUCGAUCAGGAACUAUUGGAUCACUGCCAUUUUUCGUGCUGGGCAUCGGGGGAGGCUUCAGUGUCAAUCUGGCAGCUGGAGAUACUACUAUCUAUUGCAAUUUUAUUUUUAUCUGGCAUUUGCUCUGUGUUCCGCUUUGUUUGUUAGACUACAUUGUUGUUGAACUAUAUGGUUGUACCUUCGGUUUACUCUGCACUUGUGCGGAGCGGAGUCGAAUUUUGUUUGAUGGUGUUAUUAAUGUAUUUGAACGGGCCGCUUGUUUUCCUUUU